Messenger RNA from Lymnaea stagnalis (great pond snail), 14140 nucleotides. The record is from the annotation of a GenBank genome assembly. Lineage: Eukaryota; Metazoa; Mollusca; Gastropoda; Lymnaeidae.
GCUGUGAUAUAUUUAGAAUUUGAUCGCUGAUUAAUUACGUACCAAGUAUUUUCCGAAACUACUCUAUCACAUAUGAUAUUAAAUUUAUUAUUAUUUAAACUAGAACGAAGCCUUCCUGACCUCAAAACGUAUUUGGUAAAAACAUACUAAUAUACUCAUACAUGCCUAUACUGAUAAAAUUUUAGAAUUAGUUCUAUUAUUAGACAAAUAAUUAGUCAGUUAUUUAAUUUUGAGCUUGUAGCCUAAAAUCUAAAAGUAAAAGCCGCCAGGCCAAGGCUAAGUUACUGCUAAGCCUAGUUAAAAAUAAAAUCAAGUAAAAAAUGCCUACAAUUUUACUAAAUGAAGCCUAAGCUACUAAAACUAAGUGGGCCUAAGUGUGCGGGUUCGCACAAAAACCCUAGAUACACCACUGUUGUGUUAGAAAUAUUAGUACUGUGACUGUGAGGAGUGCUUUGCUCCUGACUGAAACUUUCUCUUACUAAACUUAUUUAAAUAAACGUAUUAAGUUUUAUGAAGUCUAGUUUUACUAUUUACACAAAUUGAUUGUUUUCUUAUACUUAUUAAUAAUUAAUCUAUUUAGACUUAAGAAACCUUUAUAUAAUAUAUAUAUAUUAUUUGAUUAGGAGGUCAAAAGACCUGGCUUUUGCAAACAUUUUUGAGACAAUUUGUUUGAGUGAAAAUGAAAAGCAGUAAAAGUAAAAAAAAAUAUAUAUUUUAUAGACUAAGUCUAAAACUAAAAGUUAAUAUUUUAGGAGCUGCAUGUGGGGCCGAUUAUUUAAAUUUUAAAUUAAAGAUUAAAGGUAAGAGUGAUUAUUAUAAAAAGAGCUGUAUUUAUUCCAGAGCUGCAAGUUGUCAAAACACUGGCCUAGUCAGCCUACUAAGUCAUAGUAAUAGUAAAACUUUAGGCUUCAGUACUGACAAAAGUGAGGUAAGCAUAAGUAACAAUAAUAAGCUCAUUAACAAAAACACAAUUACAAAUUUCUGAAUGAGUGGCAAUUUCAGUCAUCAGAGUUAAUUAGUUAAAAUUAGGCCUAUAUUGAAUUACAACAUGUGCCAAAAGUAACAGUAAUGAAACACCCGCACCUGCAACGUGUUCACAGAAAUGAAAUGAUAGGUUUGGCAUUUGUUUUGGAAAUAGGGUUCUUGACAGAGGAAAGCAUAGAUCUAUUUACCGUUGAGUAUUAUUAUUUUCCGCCAACGUAAGUGAUCGUAAUGUUUAAUUGUGUUUGAAAAAUGGUGGUAGAACAAAGCCAAGAGAUAUUUAAAAAGAUGACACCAAAUAAAACAAUUCUGGAAAGGUACUCUGUCAAUGGAAGAGAAGGUCUGAUAGACCAGUUAGUGAAUUUAACUUUUCUUGGAGAAACAUAUGUUCCUAUAAAAAUCUUGAUCCUCGCACACUAGGAGCACACAUUUUCCACAAUACAUCAUGUUCAACAUGGAUCCGAUGUGAAAAUGCACCUAUAUCUUAAACUUAAACAGUUGGUAAAUGGACAUAUCACCGAUGUUCAGUUUCAAAGAUAUUUGUCGUAGGAGCAAAUAGAGCGCCUGGAGAACAUUUGCUCAAUUCACAUUUAUCAAAACACUUCCUGGUUGUGCGGACUUCCCAUUUCAUUGAAACAGUACAUUUCCGGGAUGGCGAAAGCUUGUAACAAUAAACAGCACAGUGUUACUUUGUGCUGUCUUAUUAAAUUUCUCUCGGAAUUGUUCUGCCAACUUUUUACAAACAUGGUCUUGCUUUCCAAUUUUAAUCACUUAACGUAAUAGCUAAAAAUUAUGCUGAAUUAGGAAUAUUUUUUUCCCAUUUGAGAGGCCCAUUUCCAACUACUGCCCAUCGUAUCAUCCUUUUCACUUCUAGCAACACAUAGAAGAUUAGAGCUAUACACCGGUAAAAAACAAAAGUACACGUUCAAAAUGCAGGUUUCAGUAAUGUUACUUUUGUUGCUUACUGUAUAUAAAAAGGAUGUGGCUAUUUGGACCCGUGUCAGAGAAGAGAGAGUUUAGGUUUAUUAAAAAAUAUUUAAAAAUUAUUGUUGGGUUUGUAAGACAAAAUUUGGUAUCAAAUGGAAGAUAAUUGAAUGGACUAUAUGUUUGUAAACUUACUUCUUAAGUUUAACUAAAAUAAACUACCACAAAUGAGAUCCAAAUACCAUUUAGUCAAAAUGGAACCGGAAACGCAUCACCGCUAUUCGGACCCAGGUCCCUUUAGAAUAAAUCUGGAUUUAAAUAAAUGAGAAAUUCUCAUUUUAUCAUUCUAAUUUUGUUGUGCUCCAAUAAAAUAAAGCUGAGGAUAUAUACAAUGGGUAGAAGGCUACUUACUACUCCAGGAAAGACUUAACACAGCCUGAUUACUGAAAACAAAAUUGACAUCUUUAAAAAAAAGUACCCCCACCCCUUCCCAAAACAAUCGCACACACACGUUUUGCAAUAAUUUAUGUUAACUUCAAAGUUUCUAAAAUGAAGUGAAAGGCCCCUAAUAUUUAAAUAAGUUUAUUGCUGCAAUUCAUUAUCUGUAAAUUAAAUCCCCAUCAAGUUUCCUCACUAUGACAUUACUUUAAAUGAAUGUUCAAUGAAAUGAAUUUACUUCUGUUUAAUUUUCAAGAUGUGAUCCCGAAUUCCACACUGUAGUAAAAAAAAAAUUGUCACAAACCUAAAAUUACUUUAAAAAAUCUGACUACUUUCACAUGAUUUAAUAUAAUUUACUAACGUCACAUAUAUUUAUAAUUUUUGAAUAUUUGUUGGUUAACAAAAAAUCUUACUGUUAUCCCAUGCUUUCCUCAGAUACAUCAAUUAGAAGAGGAUAGAAAGUUUGUUACCAUCAGUUGCUUUAAAAUUCAUCAUGAGCAGUGGUAAGUGAAGUGAAAAAAAAAGACACCUGCAUGAAUGUUUUUUUAUGAGCAUUUUAGACUUGGGAAAACAUUUUCAUCAGGAUUUUUUGAAAAACAAUGAUAUUUGAAAAUUAGCAACAUUUUUACCUGCAACCAAAGAUUUUCAUCAAAGUUAUGUUUCUUCGAGAAAGCAAAGUUGGAAACAUAAUUCCUAUUUCCAAACACUAAAGUUUGCUAAAUUCCAUUUUGUAUGUUGCCGAUCAUCUGUGCCCCAAGGUCUGCCCAUGUCGUACUCUUAACCCAUGCUACGCAUAGACACACUACCAUUCUAUUUGUUAGAUAACUGCUCUUGAUUUCAGAUUUUUUUUAAUGCCCACUAUCAAUAGGUUACCACACUUUUAUGAACCUAGCCCUAUUUUUUCUCAUCUAAUUAGAAAUUUUACAUUAACUUUUCAAAGAACGCUGUAAAAUAGUAUUCCAGUUUUUUUAAACGCACUUAUUGUACUUAUAAAUGUCAAACAGUAUGUUUUCUUUCAUGAUUUAAAAAAAAAAUUCUUUAUGUUUUGUUUUUUAAACUAAUUUUGGUGACUCAAAUGAACAAACUGAGGUUUCAAAUCAUUUCAGAAGCCUUUUUUGAAAUUAUUGUAAAAUUACAAUUAAUAUCAGAGUGUUAUUCUUCUUCUUAUCCGUUAUCACUUCCAAUGGAGCAUAGACAAGCCUCAGUAAUUUUCCAUCUGUCCCUUUCCUGGGCCAUCUUUGCUAGUUCAGCCCAGCUUUUCUUCAUUCUCUUCACCUCUGUCUCUACUCCCCUCUUCCAUGUGGCCCUUGGUCUUCCUUUUUUCCUGGUACCCUGAGGAUUCCAGUUCAGGGCCUGUCUUGUGAUGUUAGUGUUUGGUGUCCUUAAUAUGUGCCCUAUCCAUCUCAAGUUUUCUUAUUUUUGUCUCCGUUUCCGCUGGAACACUUGAUGUUCUCUCCCAAAGGACAGUGUUACAAAUUUUGUCAAACCAUCUUAUUUUGAGGAUCCUUCACAAGCAUCUGUUUGUAAAAACCUGCAGUUUUUAAUGUUUGUUUUUGUUGUACUCCAAGUUUCACAGCCAUACAGAAAAAGUGUCUUUACAAUUGAGUUGAAUAUUUUUAACUUUGUUUUUGUCAGUAUUUCACUUGAGUUCCAGUUGUUUCGCAGGGCAUUGAAUGCUCCUCUGGCCUUUUGGACCCUAGACUUUAUGUCCUCAUCUGUGCCACCAUUUUUAUUUAUGAUGCUUCCAAGGUAUGUAAAAUUCUCAAGAGAGGCUCCUCUCAGGUUAAUCCCAAUGACUCCAUCAUCCACUGCAUUUAUUUUUAAGUUAUAAUUUUCUCUUUAUUUAUGCUAAGUCCAACUUCCUGGGAUCCAGAGUCACGUUUUGUUGUUUUCUCCUGCAUUUAUUUAUGUGAUAAAAGUGCAAUGUCAUCUCCAAAAUCCAAAUCCUCCAACUGUCUGAAAGGUGUCCACUGGAUUCCAUUAUUCCCAUCCUGUGUUGUUUCUCUCAUGAUCCAGUCAAUGGAUAACAAAAAGAGGAAUGAUGAGAACAGGCAUCCCUGUCGAAGUCCAGAUUUUAUCAUGAAUGGGUUAGUGAGUUCACCUUCAUGUAUAACCCUGCAGCUCAUAUCCUUGUAUGUGUUCUUUUGGGGAAUACCAUAAUGUCUUAGUAGUUUCAGACUGUAUCUCUGUCUAAGCUGUCAAAUUCUUUUUCGAAGUCGACAAAAUUUAGGUACAAUGAUGCAUUCCACUUCAAGCACUGUUCCAUGAUUAUGUGCAGGGUUGCAAUUUGGUCAGUACGUGAUCUGUUUUCUCUAAAACCAGCCUAUUCUUCUCUUAGUUUGCAGUCAAUCACUUUUUUUUAUUCUCUGCAGAAUAAUUCUAUUUAGUAUUUUUCCUGACACAGAAAGAAGCAUGAUUCCUCUAUAGUUUCAACACUCUUGGAUCUCCUUUCUUUGGAAUUUUGACCAAGUAUCCUUCUCUCCACUCCAAUGGGUAUCUUUCCUUUGUCCCAGAUAGUCACAAUUAGCUGGUGAAGUAUGCUUGAUGACAUAACACUGAUGAUUGUCAUGUCGUCAUCAGAUUAUUAUAAUACCCACUAUUUUGUGGGCCAUUUUAAUUAAUUCUGGUUUUCUAAUUGAUUUGCAUUUUUUCUUAAUGGCUAUAACAAGUAUCAAACUACUAGAACUCAUGGUAUAUUAAUGUUUAUACGAAUUAUCAAAUAACUAGCAUUCAAUGUAAAAUUUUGCACUGUCAGUAAUUAAAAAAAAAAACUAUAGAAAUUAUUGAAAAUAUUCAAAUGUACUCUAUUAAUUGGAGAGUCAACAUGCUUUGAAAUAAAAUGCAAUAGGAGUAUUUUGCUUGAAAAAUUUAGAUGAGUUUUACAUCAUUUGAAUUCUAUAUGCUUAAAAGGUGAUCAAGUUGAUGCCCGAGGUGAGGCUGCAGGAGGAGAAGACAAUACAGAUGCACUACCCCGGCAUCCACCACAGCCCUCAGGGUAUGUUGACUAUUUGCAGUAAAUUUCCUGAAUUUAUUUUUAAAAUAAAUGAGUGAAACUGCACUACAAUGUUUUAAAAAUAAUCAUUUUUGCAUGCCUAGUAAUUGAUUGAAAAUUAAUAAUAAUAAUAAAAGCAUGUGUUCCAUAAAAUUUAGUUUCAACCAAAAAGCAGCAAUUGAAGUCCUAAGGCCACAGAUGGCCCAUCCCUGCAAUAGACACUGAUUACCUAAUGAGUUAUUGAUGCAUACAUAGGAGGAAAAGUUAUAAUUUAGUUUCACUCAAAAGGCAGCAAUUGAAGUCCUAAAGCCACAGAUGCCCCACCCUUGCAAUACACACUGAUUACCUAAUGUGUUAUUGAUGCUCAGAUAGAUGGACAAUUUAUAAUUUCCAUUUCAUCUCUGUUCAGAAGUGUAAUGCGUUAAGAUUACAUAAUUACAAGCUGUUUUGAACUUACUUAUGUAAUAAAAAUUCACUAGUAAAUGUUAACAAAUUCAUUAGAUGGGAUAUAUGGAAACUUAUUUCUUAGAACAAUUUAUAGUUAUAGACAUUUUUCAAUACCAUUGUAAAUAUUUCUAAUAGUUAUUAUGGAGCAAUCUAUAGUUACAGAAAUGUUUAAAUGCCAUUGUAAAUCUUUCUUAUAGAUAUUAUUGUCUGUCUCUGACAUUUAAUUUCAAUACCCUGAAACCUGGGACAAACUUGGACCAAAUUCCGGAGUUAUUUUUUUUUUAGGAAAUUUAAUUUGUACCAUUAAAAAAAAAAUCCCCCUAUCAAUAACCAGAUCACUGACUGUCUGCUCUCAUGCUGAGAGCCCUUUUCAAUGCUUUUACUUGUACGACUCUGCCUACUUACUUCAACCGAUGAAGUGAAGACAGCCUAAUGGUUAUGGUUAAUAUGUCCGGCAACAGUAUUAAACAGAAACUCGUCCCUCUCCCCCAUAGACAACGACGAGGCCAUGACAGGAAAUUCAGGCUCAUACCAGCAAGAAGCCAGUAUAGGAGCUGCUCAUUCCUGCCCAAGACAAUCAGGGACUGGAACAAUCUUUCAAAAGGAACGGUUGAGGCGACAACACUAGACACAUUUGUGUCUAUUGCCUCAAGCCUUCAAACCCCCAGUGCAUGAUUCCCUCACAAAGUGGCACUGGAAAUCGGUGAAAUUUCCUCAUCAACACCAGGAACAGAAACAUUGCAAAUCCCAUCUACAUGCAUAGGAGCCAAAAUGAUCAAUAAAUUGAUCGUGGGCCCUUAAGAUAUAGAAGAAGAAGAAUAGGUUGACCGGCUGGUCUAUCGUCAUUUGAAUCCCUUGACCAGCUGGUCAAUGAACCUCCACCUCUCUUUGGUUUUAAAGAUUGUUAAAAUAAAUAAACACUGCAUUUAAAAACAUUGAUUCUCAGAUUGCCGGCAUCCAUCCCUACAGUGAGAGAGUCAGAUUUUGUAUCAAAUGUAUACAAGAUGGACAGAUCAAAUUUGGGACCUGUCAUUAUCUUCAACAACAAAGAUUUCCAUCCAAGAACACAAAUGGGAAAGCGCGAUGGAACUGACAGAGAUGCAGACAACAUGAAUAGUAUUUUCCAAACGAUGGGCUUCCAGGAUAUCCAGCAAUUCAAUAAUCAAACUGCUUCUGAAAUGAGAGAUAAGCUUUGGAAAGGUAAAUUAAAAUUUUAAUAAUUUUAAGUGUACUUAACAAGUUAACCAUCUGUUAGUUAUUUUCUCAUGGAUGAAAUUUAUCUAGUUAUUUUCUUAUUGAUGAAGACUAUCUAGUUAUUUACUCAUUGAUGAAGAUCAUAUAGUUCUUGUUUAUAUAGACAUGUUCAGUGGGGAUAGAAGAAACAAAACGUCAUGUGCCUUUAUUAUUUAUUUUGUCUAAGAUAUCAGUUAUAUAAAGAUGAUAGUAUUAUAUUCUGAGUGCAUAGAACCCAUUAGACUUUAGUUUUAAUAAACUAACAAACAAGGAAGGAACAUUUUCCAAUGUUUUAUUUAGGCCCAUAUCUUGUAAUGGGCUUAAAACCAAUGUAUGAAAUAUUUUUAAAAUAUAUAAGAAAGCGUUUAUCUACUCCAACAAACUGAAAAUUCCGAUAACUCCUGCGACAUAAUCACAAUGAGACACAAGAAACACUGCUGAUCAUCCACUGCCUACUGGUCUAUUUCCAGUUGUCUUGACCAUGUCUUGCCAUUGGAUCAAAUUGGCAAGCAAGAGAGAGUGAGGCUGACAAAUUGAGCAACUUUCCCUACUUUAAAAGUUUAAGCCUUGGUUAUCCCUGAAUGCAAAGGAGGAACUAUUAUAUAUAUUAAUCAGAUUGGUGAAUUCACAAGUAAUUAAACCAUCAGUUCCUCCCUUUGAAGUCAUGUUACUUCCCCUUGAAUUCAUGUUAUAUUGAUUAUUUAUUUGAACAUUUUUGUCACUAAUUUCAGUUUUAGGUAGGGCCACAUCAACAUAUUUGUUUGUGUUUUUUUAGAAUCUUUUUUUUUUUUAAAAUUUCCAGCUUCUAAAACUAUGACCACUGCCAGCAGCUGCUUUGUCUGUGUCAUUCUCACCCACGGAGAAGAGGGCUUUGUGUUUGGUACAGAUGACAAGGUCCCUAUUGAUGACCUGGUAUUGCCCUUCAAAGGAAACCACUGUCCAGCAUUAGCGGGCAAGCCAAAAAUAUUUAUCAUUCAGGUAGGCUUACAUGUGGCAUGUGAAAUGAAAUAUGUUUUAGAUUUUCUUUUCGACCAGAUAAUCUGGCAAAGCUAGAACUAUUUUUUUUGGUCUCUGUUGGCUACCAAUUUUAACACCAUGUUCUGCCGUUUGGUGGUAUUGGGUUUAUUUUUACUCCUCCCAAUGAUAGCUAGCAUUACUUGGCUAAAGAAUUCAUUCCACCGGCUAGGACAGACCCCUACAAAAAUAAUAUAAUUUAUUAUGUGGGUGAAGGAAGAAAAAAGAGAUUGAUAAACUAAAUAUAAAGUUGAUUAUUAAUUGUAUCAAAUGGGCAAGAAUGUUUUUAAAAAAAAAACAUAUAUAAUUUAACAAAAAUAAUUAUUCAACAUUCAACAAAGUAUAGAUACUAACAGAUCAACUGAAAAUUCUAAUCAACUCAAGAUUUUUAUUUUAAGCCUUAAGAAACGUUGAUUAAAUGCUAAUUUUCAAUAAUAAUUGAUUUUUAGACAACUUCAUUGAGGAUUUUUAUGCAAUCAUUUGUUUUCUCCUAACAGGCUUGCAGAGGCACAGAACUUGAUUCGGGUGUAGAAGUGGAGGACUCGGGCAUGGAAAUAGGCACUGAGAUGGAUGAGGAGGUCAUGAUCAGAAGAAUUCCAACAGAAGCUGAUUUCCUAAUGGCUUACUCCGUGGUUCCAGGUAAAAAAAAAAAAUGCAUUUCAUCUCUGUCUUAUCCAAUUUUUCAUACAUGAAGUAAUAUGAUUUACCACUUUUUUUUAUAUAUAUUUUUUUUUCUCCGGUUUUAAAUACAGAUUAAUUAUAUUUAAAACCUUCUAUGAUGUGAAGUAUGUAGAAGCAAUGGCUCCAAGUUUAUUAUCCACUUUAUAUAAUUCUAUAGAUGUGUGGGGGUGGCAGGAGUAAGUGCACAGUAUUGGGAGUUUGGUCCGGCUACGCCACUGUUUUCAUGAGGGUAGUCAAUCUUAUCCCUUGUUUACACACAGCAGGGCAGUCCUAAUCAACUGCAGAGCUUAAAGCACAUUGGACUUCUAGAAAUGACAUUGGCGGACCAUGAAUAAAUAAUUAUCUAUACAAAUAUUGAGAGAAAAAAACAAUCGUAUGGGCAGCUAGCAAGGUUGUGCUACUGAUGACUGUUAAUAGCAGUAGUAGGCAUCCAUUCAAGAGUCAUUUUAAUGUACAUACGAGGUUACAACUAUAUGUAUCUCAAUCAGUGAUAUGAUAAAUUUAGGUUAUAAAACAUUUCAAAAUGCAGAUUUCUAGAUGACACCUAAAGGGCAUUCUUGUCUGAAACCUUGAAAAGCUCAUUUCAUGAACUAUGUGAUAAAAAUUAGCCAUUGGGUAUUUUGGCAGUGUUCUAUUUGUUUUAAAGAAACAUCGCCUUGUACUACACCAUUAAGCUGGAUCAGAUGCAACAGAUAACAGAUACAAUAAACAUUAUAAAACCAAGUUUGGCUAAUGUCACAAAGUAUCACCUUACGCUCAUAAAAAUAUUUACUUAAAUGUGUCAAUGUGUCCAUGAAACAAGUUCUGCCAUCACAAGUUCACAUGAUAAGUUUAUUUAAGUCCUGAAUCUCAAUCAAAAUGUUUUAUUUGUUGAUGUAUUCAUGAAAAUUUCACCCUACGGCAUCACUACUGGCACCUAACAAUUAAAGAUUCAUUUAACUUUAGAGGUGAUCACAUUAGAUCUAAUUGUUUUUAUUGCCCAUACGCGAUUUUUAAAAAGAAAAUAUAAAUAUUCAUGUAUUUUCUCAGGUUACUUUGCUUGGAGAAACUCUGCCAAUGGCUCGUGGUUCAUUCAAGCCGUUUAUGACGUCUUUCGCAGACACUGGAAAGAUAUGGACCUCAUGACUAUGAUGACACGGGUCAAUAAAAGGGUGGCCUAUGACUUUGAGUCCAGAGCUGCAAGGGAAUUCAUGAACAGGAAGAAACAGAUACCUUGUAUAACAUCCAUGUUGACUAAAGAUGUUUAUUUCUACCCGCAGCCCAAGAGUUUAUAGAAGGGUGAGCAUCACCUCCUCAAAACUUAUUCUGAUAUAAAAUAUAGUCCUGAAGAAGUUGGUAGAUUUAGCAGUUUUGUAUUGUCAAGUCUUUUCCUAAACAAAGAGAACUGGGACAAAAUUUGUACAAAAAAAAUGUUAACAAGGAUUUAAAACUUGAAUUUGAAGAUAGGAAAAGAUUGCUAGAAUGUUAAGAAUCAUUUAACUUUUUUUUGAAGAAAAUAAAUGUGAUUAAAAGCGGACAAGGAAAUUGACAACCUCAGCCAUGACAGUGACAGUUAUUAAAAUAUUCCACCUUAAGAAAAAAAUAUGAUUGUUUAAUCGUACAUAUUUGAAGGGUAAACAAAUGUUUUCUUAAUAAUACUCAGCACUAAAGAAAUUGUUUUCUAUAUAACUUAUAUGCUAAUUUUUUCAUAAAAGAUUUUUUUCACGGAAUUCAUUCUAUAGUAUUGGGUGUAACCAGGGGUGCCAAAAUCAAACAACGGAAAGGGCCUUAUAAAAAGAUUUCUCAAAUUCCAAGAGGCUGCAGCACAUAUCCAUAUGCUAACAUUGUAUGCACAAUUUAAAAAUGUCAUUUUUACAUGAAGAAUUGUACACAGUAUUUAUAAUACUUGAAAUUGUAGUUGAAGUUUAUUUUCAACAGAGCUUUGCCCCACCAGGAAAUCAUUGUUUUGUUUUGUUAUCACAUUUUGGUAAUGAAGGGAACACUGCAGCAUAUCAUCAGCGGCAGUGACCUGUUGCAUUUACUGUUUACAUUAAGAAAUGCAGUGAGACUUGCUUAAAAAUGCAGUAAAACUUGCUUAAGAAAUGCAGUGAAACUUUUUAAAGAAAUGCAGUGAAACUUGUUAAAGAUAUGGAGUGGAACUUGCUUAAGAAAUUGAAUGAAACUUGCUUAAGAAAUGCAGUGAAACUUGUUAAAGAAACUGAGUCAAACUUGCUUUUAAGAAAUGCAGUGAAACUUGCUUAAGAAAUGCAGUGGAACUUGCUUAAGAAAUACAGUGAAACUUGUUAAAGAAAUGCAGUGAAACUUGCUUAAGAAAUGCAGUGAAACUUGUUAAAGAAAUUGAGUCAAACUUGCUUUUAGGAAAUGCAGUGAAACUUGCUUAAGAAAUGCAGUGAAACUUGCUUAAGAAAUGCAGUGAAACUUGCUUAAGAAAUGCAGUGGAACUUGCUUAAGAAAUACAGUGAAACUUGUUAAAGAAAUGCAGUGAAACUUGCUUAAGAAAUGCAGUGAAACUUGCUUAAGAAAUGCAGUGGAACUUGCUUAAGAAAUGCAGUGAAACUUGUUAAAGAAAUUGAGUGAAACUUUCUUAAGAAAUGCAGUGGAACUUGCUUAAGAAAUGCAGUGAAACUUGUUAAAGAAAUGGAGUCGAACUUGCUUAAGAAAUGCAGUGAAACUUGUUAAAGAAAUGGAGUGAAACUUGCUUAAGAAAUGCAGUGAAACUUGUUAAAGAAAUGGAGUGAAACUUGCUUAAGAAAUGUAGUGAAACUUGUUAAAGAAAUGGAGUGAAACUUUACUUGUGUUGCAUACUGAAGAGUUUAAAAAUGAAACUUUUGGGGGAAAUCCAUAUUUUGUUCUUUUAAUUACUUUUCCCCUUAACUUUUCCAGUGAUCAAAUAUUUGCUGUCAAUUUACAUCCUUAUUCACUGUGUCAAAGAUGCCUUCUUACUAUAGCACAUUACUUGCCUUCCUUAUUACUAUAGCACAUAUUAUAAUGCCUGUAUGAGAGUUUUUAUUUGGUCUGAUAUGACCAACAAAAUACUCUCACACUCAUUACGCAAAGCUCUUUUUGAAAUCCUAAUCCUAUAUUUAACUUUGCUUUUGUUUGUGUGUUACUUUCUGGCUGGGUGGCAAAAUCUUGGGACAGCUAAUGGACCCACCACCCAUCAACCUAUUGAACCGAAACUUGACACAUAGUCUCGUUGCCAAUGACAACACAUUCUAUCAAAUUUUCAGCUCCACCCCCCAGGAGAAGAUAAAGGAAAUAUGAUGCUAAUCAUUUCACAAAAUACAAUUCCUGAUAACUGCGCUGAAUGAGAUUUGGUGCGUAAUAAUUUCUCUUGUAUUUCUGAAAUAGUUGGUGAAAUAAAUAUGUGGUGUAAAAAGGGGUGGGACAUUAGAAUAUCACUGUAAAAUAAAAUAAAAUUAAAAAAUGCAUAUAAAGGAUUUAUAUGAAAAACUUUGAUUUUAGUUGUUUUUUUUUAAUAAUAGGCUGUGCUUUAGCUACUUACAUGUCAAUGUUUUCUGGUUUAUUUUGGUUUUGUGCUUAAUGGCAUCCCCUUUUCUUUCAGAACUUAUUUCUAUGCUUACAAUUCAUUUCUAAGGGCAGGAUAAUGCUUGCCAGUUCAAAUUAUAAGAACCAUGAAAAAUUACAUGAUUUCAUUUAUUUAAAAGGACUUCAUUUUAUUUGGCAUGUGCAAAGUAACUAGUUGCAAUUAGCACACUACUUUAUAACAAACAUUUCUACUGCUGCAAAACUACAUAGCCAUCUUUAGUUUGACAGUUUGUUGUGUACAUCAUAUUGCUUUUGGUUUGAGUGAUCUCAUUGAGCAGUUUUCUGCCGUAUUUUGUUUUAUAACAAGGAUUUCACAGACUAUCUGUGGGCAAUAGUUUUUUUCUUUUAGCAUAAAAGCCAAUCCAAUGGCCACAUUUCUUACAAUAAUUCCAUCUCUGCAAUAGAUUUAUAGUCGGAGUUGGCCUACACAUUGUCAAGUCUACUCAUUGUAGUACAACUAUAGUAUAGUCAGAGUUGGCCUAGUCAUUGGAGUAUGCCCAAAACAAACAUUGAAUUAAAUUGAGUAAAUGAUUUUCAACUGACAUCUAAUGCAAAACAUUGCAAUCUCUCUGAUUCACUAGUUUUUCAAAUUGUGGUUUAAAAAGCACAUCAUAAUUUAGUCCCAAGCCAUGCAUUCAUUAGUCUAGAAACUAGAAAGGAUAUUUCUCUUGAGGUAUGUACCAUAUGGGCAGAAAAAACUGAUUCACAUAACCAAAUGGACCUGAAAUCAAGGGGAAAAAAUGAAAUCUCUGGAAAAUCAGAAACAAAAGCAGCCACAUUUCAACAAGUGAAUUUAGAGGGUCACUACUUUGCAAAGCUAUCAUUUUAUGCGUUUGAAAUCAGGCUUAUUUAGACCAGGCAAAUUUACACUGUUUAAAGCCAGUUUUUAUUUAUUUUUUAUAAAUGUUACAUAUUUUUAGAAAUGAUAGAGUCUAGAGCUCUACUUAUUAAAAUACAUCCAUUAGCAUGUUUAGUCAAGUGAAAAAGAGUUGGCUGCACAAGUGAUACAGGGUUUAAAAAAGUUAGAUUUCAUUUUCAAGUAAAAGUAAAAGAAAUUAAAAGAAAUUUGGUAAAAUUGAAAGCCAGUUUAUUUUAUCAAUGAAUUGCCCAACAUGGCUUUAGACAUUAUGUAAAAAAACUUCACAGUGAAUAAGGUGAGGUCACAUGCUAAUGCAUAAUGUAGUUUCUUUAUAAAUAAAUUUAUCUUCAAUUUUAGCUCUUUUAGCAAUUGUUUGUAUGUUCAAUGAGGCUAAUGUUUUUGUGAGGUUUCUUUGCUUCAUUUAAAUGAUCAUUGAAUAAGUCAAGCAUAGAUACAAUUGAAAUUAUGAGCACACACAUCUGAUACAUGUAAACUUGUCUGAUAACACUGCUGUCCUUAGAAGGGCUCUGAAAUAGGGUAAUUGUUGCUAAAAUUGAAUUUAACAAUUAACAUGAAAGGGGUCCAUCAAACAUUUUUUUUAAUGGGGGUGGCGGGGUGUUUGUCUCUGAAUGAAAAGAAUGAUGAGAUGAAUGAGACCAUAUUUGUUUUUUGUUGACUUUGUACCGCGCUUCGAGCCUUUGGGGAUGAAGCGUGUUUUUUUAAAUGAACUUUAUUAUUAUUAUUAUAUUUGUAAAUUAUUUAAUAUUUGCAAAAUGGACGUCCUUGUAUUUGGCACCACCUGUCUUUACUUAGAUUUACUUCAAAAAUGUUCUUCAGAGAUAUUUUAUAAUCAAUAUUUUAUUUUGUUAAUCUUUUUUAAAAAUCUUUUACUGUAGCUGAAGUAUCAUUUCUUCUUCUUCUAUAUAUUAAGGGCCCACAAUCAAUUUAUUGAUUAUUGCAGGUCUAUCUAUGCUUUUUGUGACUUUAUGCUCUAAUAAAAGUCAAACUAACAUUUAAUUGCU